This is a messenger RNA of Cryptotermes secundus, 9083 nucleotides long. It is a transcript of the gene Rab3, whose product is annotated as ras-related protein Rab-3. The coding region runs from base 325 to 1110 and encodes 261 amino acids. Gene Ontology annotation, cellular component: plasma membrane; endosome; synaptic vesicle. NCBI's taxonomy places the organism in Eukaryota, Metazoa, Arthropoda, Insecta, Blattodea, Kalotermitidae. Gene Ontology annotation, molecular function: GTPase activity; GTP binding. Gene Ontology annotation, biological process: protein secretion; protein localization to plasma membrane; regulation of exocytosis. The transcript has 6 exons. The record is from RefSeq and is a predicted model, not a curated record.
AUCGUGACUAGGGCAAAGUCGGAGGCCGUGGAAAGGGAGUACGGUGCGAUUACUUUGCUGAUCAUGACAAGUUCCACGGGCUAGUUGCCAGGUCGCAGUCACGGGUAGAGUUGGUCUUUGCGUUUCCUUACAUAAUGUAUUCAUUAAAAUAAAUAAUGAAAAAUCGAUAUAUUUAAGCAAUUUUCAAGUAAAUUUACAUAGCAUAUUUGUACUUCUCAAUGUAAUGAAAUUUGUUUUCGUCGAAAAGAAAGUAUAAGUUAUCAGUGGUGAUAUCUGUUUAACAACAAACUCCUUCGAAAUGUCGAAAAAUUACGAUGAACCUGAAUGACAAGAGAACCCGACGUUUCAGAUGAACCGCACAAGUUCCAACUCCGCACUGGAGCCGCUCGCAUGCUGUCACUUGUGGAGUUACCAAUAGGAACCUUAACUUCAGAUUUCAGUCACCAGAUGGCAGGAGGGCAAGAUCCGAAGUGGCAGAAAGAUCCCGCAGACCAGAACUUCGAUUACAUGUUCAAGUUAUUGAUAAUCGGCAACAGUAGCGUGGGCAAAACGUCAUUUCUCUUCCGGUACGCAGAUGACUCCUUCACGUCGGCUUUUGUAUCUACCGUUGGCAUUGACUUCAAGGUGAAGACAGUUUUUCGACAUGACAAACGUGUCAAGCUACAGAUAUGGGACACUGCUGGACAAGAAAGGUACCGCACAAUCACAACAGCCUACUACCGUGGUGCCAUGGGGUUCAUUCUUAUGUAUGACAUUACCAAUGAAGAAUCCUUUAACAGUGUGCAAGACUGGGUGACCCAGAUAAAAACAUAUUCAUGGGACAAUGCACAAGUGAUCCUAGUAGGUAACAAAUGUGACAUGGAGGAUGAACGAGUUAUCAGCUAUGAACGAGGAAAGCAACUUGCUGAACAGCUUGGGAUUGAGUUCUUUGAGACCUCAGCCAAGGAGAAUAUUAAUGUUAAGGCAGUAUUUGAGCGACUAGUUGACAUCAUAUGCGACAAAAUGUCAGAAAGCCUAGACACAGACCCCAACAUUAUAAAUUCUGGUUCUAAAGGAACUCGACUAACUGAACAGCCAGCGGGGCCUCAGAAUGGUAGCUGCAACUGCUAACCACCUCCCUUAAUUCAUACACUCAGUAGUCACUUCAUCAACCUGACAACAAUGCGAUGACAUGUCACAACAUUUGUCCAGUUUUGACUGUUACAACAAUAAAAUAGGCAAAUGAUAACAAGAGUAUGAAACAAAGUCUGAUACAGGCUGGGUUUUAACAUAUAUUAUUUCAUAGUGGUUCACACUGCUACAAAAAAUUUGUGUAAAGCUGCAAGAUUGUUUAUGAUUGGAGCAAGAGUAAAGUUCUUACUGAGAUAAUGGCUAAAUUCUUUGGUGGUUGUGGUACUAAAACCUUGUGCAGUCAUAUUUAAACAGUUCAUAAUUUUAAUCAUGUUUUUUAAAAAAGAAUUAAAAUGAGAAAAUUGUUUGGGAAAAAUGUGGGCAGUAUAUUGUGUUGCUCUAUGAACGAUUAAGGGAACGUUUAUGUAUAUGUGUAUUUAUGUCUGUUACACACAUACACAGAUACUCCAACAUUUUACCUCUAAGCAGCUUUCUCAAUCUUCCAUAAUUUAAUCUCUGUAUUUGAUGCUGUCAAAUUAAAAGUCUCAGUUCUGUUAUAAUUUUAUCUUUCAUGUCUCUUUUUUGUUAGAUAUUCAUCUUGGCAAUGAAACCAAGAUUUCAGACGUCUUGACCUAAGCCAUUUAUGUUUCCAUGUUCAUGGUAUAAUUUAUUCAUAAUUCUACAGCGUUUCUAAGCAGGUUGCCACUGGUGUUGCCAUAUGGCAGCAAAGUGAGAAAACUUCCAUUCAGCUGAGGGUUUGUGAUAUUUCACUGGUCGGCUGUCUCACUGUACAGCCAGGAUCUACUAUAAUCACAGUUCUUGUUACUACUCAGACAGUAACACAGUUGUGAAAUAUUAUUAUGCCUAUUAAAAGUUAGCCUGAAAGAAAGACUUGAUUUUCUUUUCUGAGAAUAAGAAAUGAUCUCUGGAAUAUUUGUAGAAAUCUAUAAUACCAACUGCAUCGGCUCCUAUGCUUAGUUUCAAAAUGGCUGGAGCCAUAGUCAGUGAUGCACAUGACAUAUGAAUUUACUGAAGAUAGUCAAUUGAUAAAGGGAACCUUAAGAGGAUAAUCUUGAAAUGAAAACUGCAUGGUAUAAGUUACAUUCCUUGGAAUUCAUAUUGAUUUGUCAUUAUUCACAAUAUUGUAAGUAGAUAUAAAAUUUAAUGUUUUAAUACUUAACAAGUAGAAUUUUUUCAUUGGUCAAUAUUUUAGUAAAUACUUUUCUGUAAUAUGUAAAAGUGCUGUCUUAUGUUACUGCAACAAGACAUAGCAUCCAUGUUGUCUGUGAGGUAAUCAGCCCACUCUGUUAUAGAGUUACAACUCACGUGGGGCUCUUAUUUGUUGCCUAGUCUUCUUAGCGUAAAAUAUUAGAUAGGCUUCCUUCCACUUUGUUAGUUUGAAAUUAAUGUUAUCUAUUUUCUGCUGCCUUGCCUUAUUCUAAAAGAAUCUGCAUAUGCAGUUUAUACAGCAUUUUGUUCUUCAGUGUCAUUUUGAAAUCUAAAAUGGGUUACAGUUCUAAAGGCAUGAACUAUCUGGUUAUCAGGUACAGCCUGGUUUUCAGAUCUUUGCAUUGCUGUCAUUGUAUAAAAUCUUUUGUUUUUAAUUUAAAGUUCGGUUAUUCAGGUUAAAAGUGACCAAAAUUAAUAGUUCAUAUGCCAAAUAAUAUCAUUAUUUUCCUUUAUAUUUCAAUUCCUAUAUAAAUUUAUCAAAACCAAUUUAAUGGCAGAAAUUUAUUUGAAUAUAUUUGAUAUCCCACAAUUGGAUUCAGCCUCUUGUCAAAGAUAAGUACAGAUAUCUGAAAUAUCAACAGUUAUAACCUACAAGUAAUCAGCACUCAUAAAUAUAUAAAACAUAAUGUGCAUCUUAAAAACCUUUCUGGGUUUUGAGUAUUAAAGUGAAAGAAAAAUGUUAUUUUUGCUGUGUUUGUUGUACUCAAAAUAUAUUAACUGUUGAAGAAGCCAUAUAGACUGGAAUAAUAAUUGUUGUGAAAGCCAUGUGGUGGAUUGGAAUGCUAUAGACUUGCUGCCCACAAAUGACUCAUUUGAGUUUCAAUUUAGGUUACUAGGAUUCACAAUGGAUUUAUUAAUAUCUUGCUCGUGGGUGCUCUCCUUUGCUGUGGGAUAUGUACAUAAUGAAUGAAUCUAUGUUACUUUGUGUAUGUUACCAAACCCCAAUUUAAUUUGCCCCAAACGAUACACGUUUAUUAGGUGUUGAUAAUAUUGGCACUUAAUGGUCAGUGUUGAUGAAUCACAAAAGCUUCAGUAAAAAAGUGUUGCUUUCCCUUCUUACUUUGUGGACAGAUAAGUCCAUUGUGUGAGACUGGAUAUACUUAUUGAGAAAUGAAUGAGACACUCACUUGUGGGGUGAAAUGGUAGAAAAUGAAUAAGAAUUAAUCUAAGUAAACACAUAGAGAACUGGAGAUGGUGAGUGUCAAAGAACAGCUGCUGGUCUGCAUUACUUCAUUUUGUUUCACAUCUAUCAUUUCUUCAGCAACUGGAAGAGCUCAUUGUCUGUAUUUCUUAUUUGUUAAUAGUGAAUUCUCAGACCCAAUUUAUUGUAUAAAACUUCCAUUUUCCUCAAUUUAAGUGUAUAUAAGGAGAUAUGUGAGAGGUGAUAUAUAAUUGUAGUGAUAAAAUAAAUAUCUGCUUAAAUGUCAUCAUGAUAUAAUACUUGAAACUUCCAAGAAUCUGGGAAGGAGCAAUGUCAAUUUAGCAGACUUAUAAAAUAUGCUGCAAAUAUAGGUGAACUAAACAUUUUCUCCCAGAGAAGUCAGUCAUUGAAUAAUCAAUGUUCUGCAUGAAUGUACAAUAACAAAAUUAUUUUUAACUGCUGUCUUCUUAUGUGAGCCUUAUAUACAUCAGAUUUAACUGCAGAAGAAUUUAGAAGAAAUGUAUGGUACUCCCUGUGCAUGUAUAGAUAACCUGACUAUUGUAAUUAUGUUCAUAAUUGUUCCAGUAAAUCAAAUAUUUAAAUGUCACACAUUUUUCUACAGCACUACUGAUGUAGUGCCACAGAGUAAAAGUUAAUAUAAAUGUUGUCAUUAGGGAGCCGUAAAAAUGCAGUAAAACCUGGUUGCAAAGGAUAUAAAAUCCACAACUGUAGAAGAGCACUCCUUGCAACAAAACACAUUUUUAAAAAUAUUGUCAUAAAUUAAUGGGAUUGUUCAUUUAAAAAUGUGAUUUUGUGCAAGGAAGGUACAAGGAAGUUUACCCAUUAUGAAUACAGUCUCAAUGUGACCUAGCUCGUUAAAUCAGGGUUUUAUAAAGGAGAAAAUAUAGCAGCACGUUUCUGGUGAUUUUAAGUGCUUUAAAUAUUUAUUAGAUGUUUUAUAGAUUUCUGCAGUCUAACUUUCCCUGUCUCUUGUUUACAAAGGAACUAUACUAUCGAAAUGAUGGCAGUUUUCUCUUCCUUUCUAUAAUACUGACUUCAAAAUGCCUUAUGAACCCUCAUCAGUAUUAACACUGAACAAUAACCCAAAUCUGAAUGUUUCAAGAUAUAUUUCUCUAUCCAUGUUAUUACAAGAGAUUUUGAAUUUAACUUCAUGCCACAUUUAUUGUGCAAUAAAAAAUUUUAUUCUUAAAUACCAAAUUCUCUUGGCCCACGUCAUCAUAUAUAUAAUUCCUUAUGUACAGAAGCAGCAGAAUGAAAUGUAAGCCUACGGUGAAGUGGUUAGCUACAAGUGCUGAUCAAACAUUGCAGUUGACACUGAGUUUAGGCAGAGUAGAAUUCACUUAUCUCCUGAUGUUUUGUUCACUUUUUAUGCAAGAAGUUGAAUUAAAAACGUUGGUGGAUUCUAAUAUGAUGAUAUAUAUGAUCUUAGUCAUAACUGGCUUCACAACUCCACAUAUUUUCGACACCUUUUGAUUACAAUACAUUUACUUCAUUAUGAAACAUGAUAUUGUGAGUCAUCACAAAAAGCUUUUGUUGAUGUCAGCGUUAUGAAUAAGACUUUGGUGUCAAUGCUGAGAAUCAUGGUAUCAAGUAUGGUACAGAUAAGUAAGUAAGGAUACACUGCAAUAUCUCCAUUCAUACACAGUAUUAUGGCCUGCAUUUGGUCAUUAUUUGAGUCAGUUUGCUAUUGUGAUAAAGACUGUGUUCCUCAAACAUUUCACUAACACUUUUCUCAGAUGUUACACACCCUACAUACACAGAUAAGCAUUAAGUACUAAUGUUUCAAACUGCCACAUUAUGACAAAAAACUAGAUUCAAUGGGUGGAACUUUUAUGCAGAAGUUUAACAUCAUAAUAAGUGAACAAACAUGAUAAGUAAAACAUGAAUAUCUUAAAAUGUUUUAAAAUUCUUGUAAGUUUAGUUUUGAAAAUGAAAAAUGUAAGUCAUGUUUGACUAUACAUAGGACCAAACAUUAACUAAUGAACAAAGGAAGAAAAAUUAAAGUUUCUUGAAGUUUCUAAUAACAAGGGUAGAUUCAUUCUGAGUAAAACUCCACAAGGGAAACAACAUGAGACUCUGUUACAUAAUUUAAUUCCAGUGCAUCCAAAUACAAGAUGAAUUAAUUUAAUUAUCCUCUAAAUCAUUGCACUUUAUCAUAGUAGGUAUGUCAGUGGCAAUUCAAUUAUGUGUGUCAUAUCAUAUUAAGCAUGGCAAAAAUUAAAUUGGAACAGUAAAACUACAGUCAUCACAUACAUACCAGCAACAUAUUGUCAUGGCCAUCUCUUUGAAUAAUUUGGAGUAUCAAUUUGGGAAUAAUGUGACACAAGCCACAUGAGGGAAAUGUAUUUAUACUGAGAUCAACCUUAAUUUUCACAGCCCUGGAUACCUCAAACUGUGUGUAUGUAUAUAUUCUGUGCAGUAUGGAGUCAGAAGAUCCCUGAAGGAAAUUGAACAUGUGGAAUAUUUUCUUACAAUUACAGUGUGAGAAUGCAUACAGAAAUACACAGUCUUACACAUUGAGAAUUUGUUACUUAAUCCGAUAUGCAUCAUUUCAGUACUUGAAAUGUACGAUUACUAUUAUAAAAAUACCGUGCAUCAUUCAAAAUAACGCAUUUAAUUUAAGUGAAAUCUUAUAAAAAGGACAAUAUCAAUCCGUAUAAUCGUGGGUAGUCUAGACAUCAUAAGACUUAGUCUCAAAGCAAAAUAAUUUUAUUUGAAGAAAACCAGUACUAAAGAGAACAUUGCUCAUAGGCUUGCACACGUAAAAUAAUGUACUCUCUUGUUAUUUUUCUAAUCAUAACAAGCAGAAAGUUUAUCUAUUCUAUCUACAUUACAUUAGUAUAAUGCCACUUAUUAAAAUAAGCAAUGAAUGUAAUUUUCUGUUCAUUUAUUUAUUCAGAUAUCUGUAAAUGUAAGUAAAUGAUUGUUCCACUUUAGAGUUUCUUUGUGUUAUUAAAUACCUACCAUGUUAAAACCUUCUUCCUCGUACAAACCGAAUAAAAAAUAACAUUUAAAAAAAACAUUAAAAAUAGUCUGAAUCUUACAGACUGCGAGUGUCAUGUGUUGAUUCUUAAAAAUAUUUCCUUCAUUGCCAACAAUUAAAAAGCAGUGUAUUGUUGACUGGUUGCUAUUAAAAAUUCAUCAGAAUGUACAAGAACAAACUAACUAUGCUUGCGCUAUGAAUGUGCAAAACAGGAUCUUGCCUAGGAUAAUUGAUUUAAACCACAAUAUUUUUACACCGAUAUUCAUAAUUUUCUGUGAUGUUUAAUAUUUAAGUGUGGUAUUCUUACCCCAUUAAACUUCUGCAUGUGAUCCAUAUCAAUUUGGAUCACUUCUAAAUACAUACCACUCACAACAAGAAAUAUAUGUAUGAAGGGAUAACAUGUUAAUGUGUAAAAACUGUAAUAUGCAAGUUGUGUUUUCACUUUCAGAAACUGUCAAAACAUAAGCAAACAUGAACAAUAUGUUUUCUCCAAAGUUCAUGCACUUAUCCAUUAGUGUCAGGUAACUAAAAAAGUAAUUCUAUGAAUUUUUUGGAGAUAGAUAUAAAAGAAUAAAUUUGCUUAAAAGCAGUAUAUAAGUGUCAGCAAAGUCACAGUUAUAAGCAUCGUGUGUUUUCGAGCAAUGAAUAAAGUUCACUUCUUCCAAGCAUCAGAAAAAUUGUAACACUGAAGAACGUUCGAACCACAUAGUUUUGUGCCAUCAUAUAAUUGUAUACUAGCAAAUGACUAUCAAGCAAUAUCUACAUGUAGGACAGUAUCUCUUCUGCGCUUUAACUUACCAAAGUUGGUAAUAUAUGUAGCAUAUUAUUGAAUAAACCAGAGAUCAAAGCGUAAUUAAAUGUUAUGUAUCAUUUCUGGCAUUGGUGGUUGCAUUUGGAAUUAAGAAAUCGUCCUACAUAUUCUAUCUUUCAUUGUAAAAAGAACUAUUACUGUAAAAAAUCUGAAUUAAGGUUUUAAAUAACUGUAGUACAGGUGUGGACUCUGUUAGAUGGAAAAUGUAUUAUAUAUUGUAAGAUGUACUUAAACAUGUAUACUAUUAUGUGAAAGAUAUAUACUUAAUAUGUCAAGCAUGGCAAAAACCAGUUUUCAUUAAGUUUUAUGUACAAAACUGCAGCAUAAUGUGAUUCAAAUUAUUGUAAGCUCCUCCUGAAAUUCCAAAUUGUAUGAAAAAUGUUUGAAGACUGAAAUUAAUACAGAAAUGAGCAUUGUGCUCAUAUUUACAAAGCUAGACUACCAAAGUUUUUUUAUUUAUUUCUCCUUCAAAUGUAUACCAAAAGGGCCAAAUAAAUACACAAUUGGAUAUUUAGAAAUAUGUCAUGUCUACACACUGCUUUGGUUUAUUAAAUUUAUAGCAAAAAAAUAAGAAGUUUUACAUUUUAUACACAAUUUAUAAUUCCAUUUAAAUCUGCUUACAACAUGAAUCACAUACAGUAAACACUCAUUUAACUUCCUUCAUUUAAGGUUUUUCCUCAUUGAACAUUUAGUUUUAAUCAUCUAAAUCCCAUAAUCUCAGUGCCAAAAGCCCUCCAUUCAAGAUUUACCUCCUACUGUUCAAAUCCAUUGCUCCACCAAAAACACUUUGGAUAGGAGUUUUGGUGUCAAACAUUGCUAUUUGAUUGAACAUGCAGUAUCAAUUCUGAGCUCACCAGACAUUCCUUGAGUUACUUCACACACACACACACACACAAAAAAAAAAGGGGGUUUGAAGAUAUACAGAAUAGCUUUAGAGUGACACAAAGUGAAAAUUCAUUUCACUUAUUUCCCUAAAUACAAAAUGCAGAUUCAGUACCUUUGUUAAAUUAGCAAUAUAAACAUCAUUAAACUAUCAGAGCUUCAGCUGUUACAAAGUUUCUACUUGUUUUAAUAUUAACAUUUUUUUAAAUUCAGUACUUUCUUUCAGGAAUUAUUGCUUGUCACUUCAGUUUACAUAAGUUGCUACAAGUUUAUUACAUCAAUAACAAAAACACUUAGAACUGGAACUUUCGCUACAUGAUUGUGACAGCAUUAUCAACAUAAAAAUAAGAGAUGCUUAUGAUACAUGAAGAGACAGAUGAAUCACAUUAUGUUGAAUCAUGUUAAUAUUACCUACAUUUAAAAACAGUGAUCCACAGUACAGCUUUAAGAAGACAUAAUGGCUCUGUCCAGCCUCAAUUUAUAAAAUCUUUAUAUAGAUAUUCAUCAAAACUUGGAAACGAAUACAAGUCACCCACAACAUAACCAUUUUUAACAGCAAAAUGUAGUAAUAUGCUGCUAAUAUUUCAUAGGACGUUGCAUUGCUGCAUAAUAGUGAAUAUAAUGGGCCUAAAUCCUGUACUCUCUUUUGCAUAUUAUUACACAAAAGGCUGGGACCAUGGCAUAUCAGUUCAAUUAAAACAAAUAAACAUUACAGGUGGAUUAUACUGUUGAAACGGUAAUUUCUUAUACAAUGUUGGUGAGAAACAAAAUGAAGGUUGCUUAUUUACUGAACCAACAAGGAGGGUAGACAAAGAAAGUAAUGUAAAUAUCUAGAAGUUCCAUAACCUAACUGUGGUGAGUGAUGUUAAAUUUUGUGUGUGAAUAAAAUAUGAAUCAUAGGAGAA